Nycticebus coucang (slow loris) is the source of this 4066-nucleotide messenger RNA. RefSeq names its product exportin for tRNA (gene XPOT). Gene Ontology annotation, molecular function: tRNA binding; small GTPase binding. Gene Ontology annotation, cellular component: nuclear pore; cytoplasm; nuclear matrix. Bases 385 to 3489 code for a protein of 1034 amino acids. The record is from RefSeq and is a predicted model, not a curated record. Gene Ontology annotation, biological process: intracellular protein transport; tRNA re-export from nucleus. The transcript has 27 exons. NCBI's taxonomy places the organism in Eukaryota, Metazoa, Chordata, Mammalia, Primates, Lorisidae.
CCGUCCGCCCUCUCCAUGAGGCUGCUGGCGCCCGGCCGCGCGGCACCGACGCGGGGAGCGCGCCUCGCGCUGACUCAGCGGCGGCGUUAGCCGGCCCUAGCGCUCUUUCCCUUCCUGGGGCGCUGACUCCGCCCGCCUGCUCGGUAGCCUACCCGCCCGGCGCCACGCAGGAGAAGGUGCCAGGGGACGCAGAGCAGCGGGAGGCGCGCGGCCCCGGCCCCUCCAUCUCCUGCGUGGGCGCUGCGGCCGCCGCAGAGGACUACAGCGACGAGGACCCUCGGGAGUGCAGGCGGCAUGGAGCGAUAGGAAGAUGUUUGUGGAUUCUUCUGUGGGAUCAGAGGGCACGCCUAUCAUAACCGGGAAACUCCAAGUAUAGCAGUGAGGAUGGAUGAACAGGCUCUUUUAGGGCUAAAUCCAAAUGCUGAUUCAGAUUUUAGACAAAGGGCCCUGGCCUAUUUUGAACAGUUGAAGAUUUCCCCAGAUGCUUGGCAGGUGUGUGCAGAAGCUCUAGCCCAGAGGACAUACAGUGAUGAUCACAUAAAAUUUUUCUGCUUUCAAGUACUAGAACAUCAAGUUAAAUACAAAUACUCAGAACUAACCACUGUUCAGCAACAGCUAAUUAGGGAGACGCUCAUAUCUUGGCUUCAAGCGCAGAUGCUGAAUCCCCAACCAGAGAAGACCUUUAUACGAAAUAAAGCAGCCCAAGUCUUCGCCUUGCUUUUUGUUACAGAAUAUCUCACAAAAUGGCCCAAGUUUUUUUUUGACGUUCUCUCAGUAGUGGACCUAAAUCCGAGAGGAGUAGAUCUGUACCUCCGAGUCCUCAUGGCCAUCGACUCAGAGCUCGUGGACCGUGACGUCGUGCACACGUCAGAGGAGGCUCGUAGAAAUACUCUCAUAAAAGAUACCAUGAGAGAACAAUGCAUUCCAAAUCUAGUGGAAUCAUGGUACCAAAUACUACAGAAUUAUCAGUAUACUAAUUCAGAAGUGACAUGUCAGUGCCUUGAAGUAGUUGGGGCUUAUGUCUCAUGGAUAGACUUGUCUCUGAUAGCCAAUGAUAGGUUUAUAAAUAUGCUGCUAGGUCAUAUGUCAAUAGAAGUUCUCCGGGAAGAAGCAUGCGACUGUUUAUUUGAAAUUGUAAAUAAAGGAAUGGACCCUGUUGAUAAAAUGAAACUAGUAGAAUCUUUGUGUCAAGUAUUACAGUCUGCUGGAUUUUUCAGCAUUGACCAGGAAGAAGAUGUCGACUUCCUGGCCAGAUUUUCUAAGCUGGUAAAUGGCAUGGGACAGUCGCUGAUAGUUAGCUGGACUAAAUUAAUUAAGAAUGGGGAUAUCAAGAAUGCUCAAGAGGCAUUGCAAGCGAUUGAAACAAAAGUGGCGCUGAUGCUGCAGCUCCUGAUCCAUGAGGAUGAUGACAUCUCUUCCAACAUUAUUGGGUUUUGUUACGAUUAUCUUCAUAUUUUGAAACAGCUUACAGUGCUCUCGGAUCAGCAGAAAGCUAAUGUAGAGGCAAUCAUGUUGGCCGUUAUGAAAAAAUUGACUUAUGAUGAAGAAUAUAACUUUGAAAAUGAGGGUGAAGAUGAAGCCAUGUUUGUAGAAUACAGAAAACAACUGAAGCUGUUGCUGGACAGGCUGGCUCAGGUCUCCCCGGAGCUGCUGUUGGCGUCUGUUGGCAGAGUGUUUAGCUCUACAGUGCAGAACUGGCAGACCACGCGGUUCAUGGACGUGGAAGUGGCGAUAAGGUUGCUGUAUAUGUUGGCUGAAGCUCUUCCCGUGUCUCACGGUGCUCAUUUCUCAGGGGACAUUUCCAAAGCUAGUGCUUUGCAGGAUAUGAUGCGAACUUUGGUAACGUCAGGAGUCAGUUCCUAUCAGCAUACGUCUGUGACAUUAGAGUUCUUUGAAACAGUUGUUAGAUAUGAGAAGUUUUUCACAGUCGAACCUCAACACAUUCCAUGUGUACUAAUGGCUUUCUUAGAUCACAGAGGUCUGCGGCACUCCAGUGCAAAAGUCCGGAGCAGGACUGCGUACCUGUUUUCUAGAUUUGUCAAAUCUCUCAAUAAACAAAUGAAUCCUUUCAUUGAAGAUAUUUUGAAUAGAAUACAAGAUUUAUUAGAGCUUUCUCCACCUGAGAAUGGUUACCAGUCCUUGCUGAGCAGUGAUGACCAGCUGUUUGUCUAUGAGACGGCUGGAGUACUGAUUGUCAGCAGUGAGUACCCAGCUGAGAGGAAGCAGGCCCUAAUGAGGAAUCUGUUGGCCCCACUGAUGGAGAAGUUUAAAGUUCUGUUAGAGAAGUUGAUGCUGGCACGAGAUGAAGAAAGGCAGGCCUCUCUAGCAGACGGUCUCAACCAUGCAGUGGGGUUUGCCAGUCGAACCAGCAAAGCUUUCAGCAACAAGCAGACUGUGAAACAAUGUGGCUGUUCAGAAGUUUAUCUGGACUGCUUACAGACAUUCUUGCCAGCCCUCAGUUGUCCCUUACAAAAGGACAUUCUCAGAAGUGGAGUUCGUACUUUCCUUCAUCGAAUGAUUAUUUGCCUAGAGGAAGAAGUUCUUCCAUUCAUCCCAUCUGCCUCAGAACACAUGCUCAAAGAUUGUGAAGCGAAAGACCUCCAGGAGUUCAUUCCUCUUAUCAACCAGAUUACAGCCAAAUUUAAGGUGCAGGUGUCCCCGUUCCUGCAGCAGAUGUUCAUGCCCCUGCUGCACGCCAUCUUCGAGGUGCUGCUGCGGCCGGCAGAGGAGAACGACCAGUGUGCGGCGCUGGAGAAGCAGAUGCUGCGCCGCAGCUACUUUGCAUUCCUGCAGACAGUCACGGGCAGCGGGAUGAGCGCUGUCAUCGCCAACCAGGGUGCAGAGAAUGUGGAAAGAGUGCUGGUCACUGUUAUCCAAGGAGCAGUUGAAUAUCCAGAUCCAAUUGCACAGAAAACGUGUUUUAUCAUCCUCUCAAAGUUGGUAGAACUCUGGGGAGGUAAAGAUGGACCAGUGGGAUUUGCUGAUUUUGUUUAUAAGCACAUCGUGCCUGCGUGUUUCCUGGCACCUUUGAAGCAGACCUUUGACCUGGCGGAUGCGCAGACAGUGCUGAGUCUUACUGUACCGCCCUGGGUAGAGUGCCAUGACAUCACACAGCUCACAGCAACCUCUAACUCUUGGGCUUACGCGAUUCUCCUGCCUCAGCCUCCUGAGCAUCUGGGACUACAGGCUUUAUCUGAGUGUGCAGUGACGCUGAAAACCAUUCAUCUCAGACGGGACAUGAAGCAGCUUUCCUGGAUUUCGGGAUCCAUAUUUCAUGGUCUGGCCGUAGACUUCCUUCCAGCCAGACGCCUUGGCCACUCCGCAUCGCAGAGGGGCCCAGAGUGUGUUCAGUAUCUUCAACAAGAAUACCUGCCCUCCUUGCAAGUAGCUCCAGAAAUAAUUCAGGAGUUUUGUCAAGCGCUUCAGCAACCUGAUGCGAAAGUUUUUAAAAAUUACUUAAAGGUGUUCUUCCAGAGAGCAAAGCCCUGAGGACUGGACCACCCUGUGUGCACUACCUGAUCAAGAAUUCCAGUUAAUUAUUUAUAAAGAAGUGACUUUUGUGUGCCAUUCUUACUGGUCUUUUUAACAUUGUUUUGAGCUUCUUACAGUAUGUGUAUUGGGAUUUUUCUGUAAAAUGGGUAUAAUUUUCCCUGAACACAGGUAUGUGACAACAAGAGAAGUUGUGUGCAUGCCAACUCAGAUUCUUCUAUAUGAAAAUGCUGUUGAAAGACACAGCAGUUAUCUUAGUACCUUAAUUUUUUUAUUUGAAACUUUAAGUCAAGUCCUUUUUAAGACUAUAGCCGUGGAAAACAGUGUACUUUUUAAAAAAUUGCUGAAUAUAAAAUGUUUGAAAAAUAUAAUUUUCUUUUAUGUGUGCAAACACAUAAAGUAUGGGGGGUAUAACAAUCAAAACUAAUUUUUUUGUAGAUAGCCAUUACAUUUCUUUAAACUGUCUCAAUGCCAAUGUGUAUUCUACAAAAGAAAAUGGUUUCAUAAAUUAAUUGAUUUAAAAGUAGGUGCCGGUGUUAUACAUUUUUUUAUAAAAAAUAAAAUAAAUUUUAUGUAG